Lates calcarifer (barramundi perch) is the source of this 662-nucleotide messenger RNA. RefSeq lists its product as uncharacterized. The transcript is spliced from 3 exons. Lineage: Eukaryota; Metazoa; Chordata; Actinopteri; Centropomidae. Gene Ontology annotation, molecular function: protein binding. The record is from RefSeq and is a predicted model, not a curated record. Bases 125 to 481 code for a protein of 118 amino acids.
UCCUCGUCGAUAAACGUCUUCUCUGUCUGCGCUCUGGAUGUGAGCACUGAGGACUGAGGCUGGAUCUGUUGCUGUGUCACCUUCACUGACUGUUAGUUUCGGCUUGGCAGUUACAAGAAGUCACAUGACGGCAGAAGCGCCACUAACACUCAGCGACAGAGGCGAGAGAAGCGAAACAGCCCGCACACAGAAACAUCACGAAAUGGGGAAAAUCUACCAAGUCAUGGUUCAUGGACUGAGAGGCGAGAAGAUGAUCAUCGACCUGUGCAACACUGAGGAGCAGAUGCAGAGCAUGACAGUGCUGCAACUGAAGGAGAAAAUCGCGCAGAGGCUUCCCGACACCGCAGGAGAGGAGGCCCUGCGGCUCAUCUUUACAGACAAGAUGCUGGACGGAGACUCCUCGCUGCUGUCUGAAUAUGGAAUCCAGCACAUGUCCGUCAUCCAGAUGGUGGUGAGGGUUCCUGGAGGACUGAUCGCCUGAAAGAGACCAUCUCCUUCUAUCGCCACCACCAGUGCCACUGAUGAAAACUGUUUACAUAUGUUCCAGCUUUAUUGUAUGGGAUAGUUUCUUGCAAUAAUCCUUUAUCAUUCUCAUGAUUCCUUGGAAUAUCUUUGAAAAAAAUCACUCAUUGUUGUACAAAAUAAAACCAGGUUCUCUCUAA